Prorocentrum cordatum is the source of this 408-nucleotide messenger RNA. NCBI's taxonomy places the organism in Eukaryota, Dinophyceae, Prorocentrales, Prorocentraceae. The record is from the annotation of a GenBank genome assembly.
AUGUCUCAAGAUCACGGUCGACGUUCUGGCCACCACAUGCAUGGCGCAGCAUCUCCAGAAUUGAAACGGCCGCUUUCGACGCCGCGGCCGAGCCAGCAUGCAUCCACACCGGCGGCCGCGCUCAGGGAGUGCGCGAGCACGAAGCAGUGGAGGCUGGCGUUAGAGCUGCUCCGAGAGGCGCCGCGGGCACGAACGCAGCAGGACAUCAAGAUCUACAUCUACAACAUUGCAGCGAACGCGUGCGGAAAAAGCGGGCAGUGGCAGCAAGCGUUGUCGCUGCUCCGCGAGUCGCGAGAAGUAAAGUUGGAGCCAGACGUUUUCUCACGUACAUUGCUGGAAUCAGCGCGUGCGACAGGGGGGAGCGAUGGCAGCAUGCGUUGCUUCUGCUCAGCGAGCUGCCCGAGGUGA